AUGGGGAUGAUUGAUGCCAGGGGCAGUUUCCUCCACUUCAAUGACUUUAAAGAAAUUCAAAAGUGGAAUGUGAUGCAAGCAAUUGUCAGAAAUAUUCAAAAGAAUUUAACACCAUUCCGGGACGAAAAUCUAUCCGGGAUUGAAAAAUUGCACCGCGAUGAAGCGCUGCUCGAAUUUAACCAGCAGGCCGCUAAUCAAUUUGAUGCCAGAAUUAAAGAGGAGGGACGAAAUUUGAUCCGCAACAUAAAGGCACUUAUAAAUAAUGCCGUGGAAGACUUUGGUCAACAAGUCAAAUUCAACUCAACUCAAACUAACCAGCUUGAACAACUAGUAAAUUCAUUUAAUGAAGCAAUCAAAGGAGGCCAGAGCACGGUAAAUUAUCAAAACCCAGGUUUUAAAAGAAGUUUAAAAGAAAAUUCUGGAUGUCACUUGACUACAUUGGCCACAGAGGGUAACGUGGUGAACUACGAUGUUGUUGCCAGUUUAAUUGUUGUAAAACUUCACGGUAUUAAAAGAACAAUCAAAAACGCUCUUAAUAAUUUGGCAGAUGUUGUCUCGGUCAGAUCCGAUGCUACUCGGAAGGUUCUCGAAGAGUUGGCUUCAGAGAUUAAUGAUUUUAAUCUAAUUGAGAAAUACUUUCGGCUAGAGAUGUGCAAAAUUCUAAGUCAAAACAUGGAAGAAUGGCAUUCUGUGCAAAAGAAAAACUCAAAGCUCUCCAAACAAGUUUCACAACCUCUUAGACGACGUUUACAAUUAUUUGCAAGAAAGCUGGGUGAACGAGUACGGCACGACCCAUUAGGCGCAUACACAAAGUUCGGUAAAAAGGAUCAUAACACCGUUUGCGAACAUCUCACUAACCUCGAAAUACUUACUCGGAGAGUCUUUCAAGAAGAGUGCAAGACUAAAAUCACUACAUUAGUGGAUGGCAAGUUUAGAGAAAGUAAGCAAACAAUAAACGAAAUCGAAACGCGCCUCACUUCGGAAAUUGUCAGCGUAUGGAGUCUCGGUCAAAAGUCUACUAUUAAAGUUAUGUUCGAAAAAUCUCGAGAUAAUACCGCGUACAAUUAUGUCAAAAUAUAA
This is a messenger RNA of Ambispora gerdemannii, 1080 nucleotides long. NCBI's taxonomy places the organism in Eukaryota, Fungi, Glomeromycota, Glomeromycetes, Archaeosporales, Ambisporaceae. The record is from the annotation of a GenBank genome assembly.